Messenger RNA from Acanthochromis polyacanthus (spiny chromis), 1725 nucleotides. RefSeq names its product fibronectin type III domain-containing protein 7-like. The transcript is spliced from 6 exons. The record is from RefSeq and is a predicted model, not a curated record. NCBI's taxonomy places the organism in Eukaryota, Metazoa, Chordata, Actinopteri, Pomacentridae. Gene Ontology annotation, molecular function: protein binding. Bases 400 to 1725 code for a protein of 441 amino acids.
ACAAAACAUAUUUUUCCAUCUCACCAGUAAUAGGAUCUGAGGUCAGUGGGUGUUUCAGGUCUUUUAUCUUCAUGCUGUGGUACUCUGGUGACCCGACUGAGACUGAUCAGCCUGUCAAGAGGUGUUAGUCCUGAUUCGCCCUUUCUGAUCUACAACUGUUCAGCAAAGUUCAGAAACUUACAUUUAUCAUGUGAUGCACUGGAGGAGUCCCUAACCCUGGAUCAAGGAACACUAGAUAAUUAAAAGCUCCUUUAAAAUUGUGGCCUAAUUGGAAAAUCUGUAACCCAAACUUCAGGAUAAGAACUUCAUAUCCAAAUCUACUAGUUCAGACUGGAAAACACUUCUCUUUUUUCCUUUUUUUUUUUUAAAAUCACAGAGCCUUGUCCGCCCGGAGACGUGAUGGUUAACUCCUCCUGUGAGGACCACAGUGUGCUGGUGUCCUGGACUCCCUCUCCAGUUGCUGAAAUGUACCACGUGGUUGCUGUAGCUGCAGAUGGACACGUGCACACCUGCAACACCUCCUCCAGUAACUGCAGCGUAUCAGAGCUCCACUGUGACCAGCAGUACACGGUGUCUGUGACUGCUAGCCACGAAAACUGCUCCAGCAAAGCCAGUCAGAACACGACAGUGCACACAGGUCCUUGCCAGCCAAGUGAACUCUCAGUUAUUUUGCACUGCACCAAUCAAUCUGCGAUGCUGACAUGGACUCCCAGUGAUAAUGCUGUACAGUAUUAUGGCUGUGCUCAGACUGGAAAUGGAGACAUGCUCUGCUGUCACGGCACAAACCCCACCUGUACUAUCAACAACCUGGACUGUGGCACCGUUUACAACUUCUCUGUGCAGGCCUCAGAUGGAACAUGCAACAGCUCCUUCAGUGUCCCUGAGCAGAGAGGAGCAGCUCCUUGUCCUCCAGAAGCUGUCGAGGUGAAGCUGCUGCCGAUGCAGAUGGAGAUCCAAGUGAUGCAGUUCAACUGGACAGCGGUCAGCUGUGGAGACACUGAGUACCUGCUGGCUUUAACAGGAAGUCUGCUGGGAGACAGCCAGGCCCUCUUUGAGAUCACUUCCUACUGGACAAACAGGACCAACUUUGAGAUUCCCCUCCCCUGUGGUUCAUCCUAUAAUGCCACAGUGCAGAGCAGAAACACUGGAGGCACCAGCAGUAAAUCUGUUCCUCUCAGUGGAACAACAGCUCCUUGUCCACCAUCAGGAGCGGUCUACAGCGGUAACAGCUCCUUUGCAACAGUUUCAUGGAACACUUCAGUGUUUGCCACCAGGUACACUGUAUUUGACAACAGUGUCACACCAAAGAGGCGGCUGUGCAGUGUACCAGGACUCUCCUGCUCUCUGUCCAACAUCUCUUCCAACAAUCUGGUGAUCACAGCCAGCAACACAGCCGGAGAGAGCGAACAAACAAAUGUCACAACUGUGGUGGCACAAGGACGGAGGAGGAGAGAUCUACAAAUGGAUGCUCCCUUGCUGGAUGUCACACAACCAUCAGCGACUGUUGUUUCCAUUGAGUGGUCUGAAGUGGAGGCUGCUUCCUAUUACAGCCUGUUAAUAUACAAGCAGGACAACUCCAAUACCCAGGAACAAUACACAGUGUACGGGGAAAGCAUCAUCCUCACCGAUCUGAGCACAAACACGGCCUACUGUUUCUCUGUGUUGGCUGUUUUCUCUGUUGCUAGUGGACCAGAGUCAGAGCGAGUGUGUGUUCAAACAGGAUGA